AUGUAUUCUCACACACCACCUCUUCCACCGCCUAAGCCAUCAGGAAGCCACGAGACGACAAGCAUAAAUACCCCGGAAACGUCGCCGUCGCCACGGCUCCUCCAACGUCCGGAGACAGGGGGUCCCGGUGCCGAUGGCUUUCAACAUGUAGGCUCGGCCUCCGCCGGGCAACCCAUCCCAGACCCCGGCGAGCAAUGGCUGCCCAAGUUCCUGCAGGACAAGUCCAAGCAAGAUCUCGCUGAGAUUCUUUCCAACCCAUCGCUUCUCUCUGCAUUGACACAUUCACCGGAAACCAUCCACCCCUCUUUGCAGGCGUCGCAUGACGCGUUGCAGUCCGCGCUGGCCGAGAACGUGCAACGGGCAGCUCAGCUGCUGAACCUCGAAGCACGCCUCGCGAACCAGCGCUCGUUGACCCAAGCCCAGCUUCUGUCGACCCAUGCUCUCGAGCGCCAGUGGAGGGCCAAACAAGCCGAGAUGGACCAUGCUCUCACCCCCUUUGCCCCGACACGGCUAUACCAACGGCUCAGCCAGGGCUUACAGGAACAAGAGGCCGUGUGCUGUGCUCUCGAGGAGAGUUUCCUUGAUAGCGGUGGGGAUGAUGUGCCUGCGUCGGAGCGGGAGGCCAACGAUUGGGUCAGGAAAUAUCGGGAGGCUAAGAAGCUAUACUACCUGCGGCAGGAACGCAAGGAGAGGUGGGACGAGGGGAGAGUUGGUGGAUGGCGUUGA
Messenger RNA from Sordaria macrospora k-hell, 726 nucleotides. RefSeq lists its product as uncharacterized. Lineage: Eukaryota; Fungi; Ascomycota; Sordariomycetes; Sordariales; Sordariaceae. Gene Ontology annotation, biological process: ubiquitin-dependent protein catabolic process via the multivesicular body sorting pathway; protein targeting to vacuole; protein targeting to membrane. Gene Ontology annotation, cellular component: ESCRT I complex. The record is from RefSeq and is a predicted model, not a curated record.